Molecule: messenger RNA, 1404 nt
Organism: Myxozyma melibiosi
Lineage: Eukaryota; Fungi; Ascomycota; Lipomycetes; Lipomycetales; Lipomycetaceae
Exons: 2
Coding region: 1-1404 (467 amino acids)
Source: RefSeq, a predicted model, not a curated record
AUGGCAUUCUACAACCCCGCUCAGCACCCCCUCCUGCGCGCCCAGCAGCAGCAGCAGCAGCAGCAGCAGCGCGGCUCUGACUCCUCCUCGCCCGCCGCCCUGCACACGCGCCUCCGACAAAACUCCUCGGUCUCGGGUCUCUCUCUAGGCUCGUCCAUCUCUUCCAGCUCAGAAGCGUUUGCAGCAGCUGCUGCUGCCGGUGGUGACGAGGAAUGGGUCCUGUUUUCGGCGGGCGAGGGGUCCUCCCUGCUCGACGAAAUAGCCGAUGACACUGUCGAUCUAGACGAUGACGAGGACGACGGCCUUGAGCAGGACGAAGGCGAUGACGAUGACGACGGCGGAAUCCCCACCCCCGGCCGCCACCUACACUCGAUCCCGGUCCCGAUCGCAAGCACAGGCUACUCCUUCCCCCAGCACGAUGGCAACGUCUCCUUCAACACCAGCGACGGAGCACAACCCUCCUCCUCCGCCGCCGCCGCCGCAGCAGCAGCAGCAGCAGCCCAAGCAGGUGGCAAUGCCGCACCGCUGUCACAAUCCUCAUCCUCGCUUGCCUCUGACGAAAUCACCGCCCGCGUGAACGCCUGGCGUCUAGACCACACCGAGCAGCUUUUCCGCGAGUUGCGCAAGUUGCAGAUCCGGCACUCGUCUUCGCGCAGGUCGAAUAGCAUAUCGAGCUGGGGAAUACCCGUCGAAGAGGAAGAAGCCGAAAACGACGAGUACGAUGCCGAUAUCGAUCCUUCCGCCGCCGCCGAUGACGACGACACCGAAAGCUACAGCACAGAAUCGCACGCUCCCUCUCUCAGAAGCACCCCAUUCAGACUCACCGAGCGCUCGCUGAGCCACCACAACAGCAUGAUUGAAGCCCUCUCGUCCUACGACGCGUUCAGCAUCAUCAACCCCGUCACCGCCGCCGACAACAUCUCGCGUUACGGCCAGCUCGAGUCGCAGAGACAAGAGCGCGUCGAGCGACAACGGUCAGCUUCGUCCGUCAGAUCCGAGACUGAUACGCACAAACGCUCGACCUCGGCCUCGAAUAUCGCCGGCGACAAGGGGUUCUGGCACCGCAUCACCCGUCGCGUUAUUCACAACAUCAUGGGCAUCGACGAUGAAGUCCUCGACGUCCUAUUUGGCGAGCGCUUCAUCGACUCUGACGGCACCGCAAUGUCUACCAACGACACCACUACCACCACCAUCAACAACACAGCAACAGCCCAACCACCUUUAUCCAGCGCGAUCCGCCGCGCGCCGUCCGUGGCCAGCGAGAAGUCGAGCUCGAUCCUCAGCUCGGCAAACAGCAAGAAGUACUGGGAAGACAGGCUGAUUGCCCGCAUCGGCCGCGAACUCAGCAUGCGCUACUGCAAGGACUACGGAAGCAUGGAGCUCUGCACCGGGCUCUUUGUCUAG